This is a messenger RNA of Anopheles maculipalpis, 2778 nucleotides long. RefSeq names its product ubiquitin carboxyl-terminal hydrolase 8 (gene Usp8). Gene Ontology annotation, biological process: protein deubiquitination. The record is from RefSeq and is a predicted model, not a curated record. Bases 49 to 2772 code for a protein of 907 amino acids. NCBI's taxonomy places the organism in Eukaryota, Metazoa, Arthropoda, Insecta, Diptera, Culicidae. The transcript is spliced from 11 exons. Gene Ontology annotation, molecular function: cysteine-type deubiquitinase activity.
GAUGAUUCAGUUUGUCUAAAGUUUUAUUGCGCUAAACCGGGAACAGUCAUGAGCUAUCCGAAGCAGUUGCACAUGGGAGAGAAUAUCGAUGAUCUGGAGAAGCUGUACAUGAAGCUUCCGGCCGACAUUAAGGACCGCGAGCUGGACAUCAUUUGCAAGUCGGCACGGAAACUGAUCGAUCAGAGCGAAUGGUACUACAUCAAUCGGGACGAGGAGCUGGCGUACGUUGGAUAUAUGAAGCUUAUGAACCUGGUGCAGGUAAUACGGAAGAAUAAGGACUAUGGACGGAAAAAGGAAACGGUCACCAAGCUGCUGGGUACGCAGAGUGAUUUCAACCGAAUCUUUGACAAGCUGAAGAAACUGAAAACAAGUCUAGAGAGCCGGUACCAGGAGCGAGCCCGCCUAAAAGGAUUGAAAACAUUCACCAAGAAUAUUGAUGCGGAACGGGAAAGUAAGAACGGACCAUCGGGCGGACAGGAUGGAGGAACGAUAAUACCUUCGGCUUCGGUACAAAGACAAACCGUCACGGCUAUGGAACUGCACGGAAUGAUGAACGAUUGUCGAAUCAGUAUGCUGAUAAUGGACUGUCGGCCGGUGAAGGAUUUCGAAGCGUCACACUUGCGGUACUCGUAUCUGGUGAACGUACCGGAGCAUCUGCUGGUGGCCGGUAUGACGGCAGGAAAGAUUAACCACGCGCUACCGCCCGAAUCCCGUACAUUGUGGUCAAACAGAAUGGUGAAGGAUCAGGUGAUACUGAUGGAUUGGAAUACGUCCGGUGUAGCGGUGAAGGAUACGCCGAUUUACAUUUUGAACUACAUCCUGUGUCAUUACGAUCAGGACAUAGAAGAUACGAAAAUUAUUCGCCUAGACGGUGGAUAUGAAAGCUUUGUACUGCAUUAUCCGGCAAGCUGCUUGAAUCCUUCCUACCGUCCCCCGAUGGUUGUAGACGCUAUGGGAGAUAAUAUAGACGACAUUGAGUAUCCGAACAUCAGCGACAUUCCAAUGAAAGAGGAAAGCUUCUCCAAGCCAGGCUUUAAACCGACCAUCGAUCGCAACAGCAAAGUAGCCGCCGUAAGCCUGUACGAGGCACGCAAAAAACCACUGGAAGAUAUUCUAGUCGAGCACGAGCAAAUAUUGGACAAAUCGAAACAGAAUGCGCUGGAAAUUAUUAACACAGAAACGGAAUUGAAGAACCUCGAGAAGCAACAACCCCUCGACCCCGGUGCGGACGAAACGCAGGAAUCCUUGCUGUUCGAAGUGAUGCAGCUGAAAGAUCGUCAGCGUGAUUAUGAAGCUGAAAAAGCACGCAUCCUGGAAGAGGAGGAGAAAUACAAGGAAAUGGAAAAGGAGCAACAAGAGCGGGGUGAACAAAUUUCGACUGAACAAGCGGAACAGCUCGAACGGGAAGCGGCGGAACGCAGAUUGCGUGACAAGGAACGGGAACAGCGCGAGCUGGAGGAGAAAUGCCAACGGUUGGCACGGGAGCGCGAGGAAAAGCUUGCGCUAGCCCGUGAGCUGAAGCGGCACCUUAAGGAGAACGUGCCCGAGACGGUAAAACGGGCCUACCCCGAAGACGACCAGGGUCCGAAUUCGUACGGCAGCAGUAACAAUGUGCCGAGGUUGCCACUAUUUGACCGAUCCGCUAAACCGCUCGCAGACCAUAACCAGAACUUGCGUAUGCGUGAUCUGGACGUGGUGCAGCGCGACUUUGCACCGGUAUACGGAAGCGUGGGACGUGGCCUAACAGGGCUGAAAAAUCUAGGUAAUACAUGCUACAUGAACAGCAUACUGCAGUGCCUCAGCAAUACGUACUUUCUCAAUGAAUUCUUCCACGAUCCAUCGUUUAAGAUGCACCUCAAUCGCAACAACAAAACGCAAGGCAAAAUCGGCGAAGAGGUAGCAGCCGUCAUUAAGGCGCUCUGGACGGGCCAGUACAAGUGCAUUGCCAGCAAAAAUUUGCGGUACGUCGUUGGACAGUACGAGCGACAGUUCGGUGGCAUCGAGCAACAAGAUUCGCACGAGUUUCUCACCAUACUUAUGGAUUGGUUGCACUCCGAUCUGCAGACGAAACAGAUGCAGAUCUCAACCAGCCUCGACCAGAUGCCACCGUCCGAGAAGGCGUGGAUAGAACAUUUCAAGGGCAAGGGCAGCUACAUAUCGGAGCUGUUUUAUGGCCAGAUCAAAAGUACUGUCAAGUGCACUCGAUGCCACAAGGAGAGUGCCACCUACGAGUCGUUCUCGAAUCUCAGCCUGGAGCUGCCACAAGAUUCAAACAUCUGCUACCUGGAGAACUGUCUCGAUAUGUACUUUAACGGUGAGGAAGUACGCGGAUGGCACUGUCCAAAGUGUAAAAGCAAUCAGGAUGCGAUCAAAAAGCUGGACAUCUCCCGGCUACCGUCGAUAUUGGUGGUACACUUCAAGCGCUUCUUUGCCGAUCCGGACACGAUGGCGACCGUUUACCGGAAGAAGCAAACGCUCGUUAAGUUUCCGCUGAGCGAGCUGAACAUGACCCGCUACCUGGCCCGUACCGAGGUGAAUCGUAACAAGCGGCUAACGACCUUCCGGUACCAUCUGUACGGUGUUUCGAACCAUUACGGGUCGAUGGAGAGUGGCCACUAUACGGCAUUCUGUCUGAAUAAUAUUCAUCAAAAAUGGUUCAAAUUUGACGAUUACAACGUGUCGAGCAUUGAUGCUUCGGAUGUGCAAGCGAGUGCGGCGUACAUUCUUUUCUACUCCUGCUUACCCGACCGACCGCAAUCUGAUGUGCGAUAAAAAAGG